Molecule: messenger RNA, 4556 nt
Organism: Myripristis murdjan (pinecone soldierfish)
Lineage: Eukaryota; Metazoa; Chordata; Actinopteri; Holocentriformes; Holocentridae
Gene: tmcc1a
Product: transmembrane and coiled-coil domain family 1a
Exons: 7
Coding region: 596-2419 (607 amino acids)
Cellular component (GO): endomembrane system
Source: RefSeq, a predicted model, not a curated record
GGUGAAUACUUUACCCGUCAACUUCAACUUAUAGCUUUUCAUUUACAUUUUUUUUUUCAUCACAACACAACAUUUGGCCCUGCUUUGGCUCCAAACACCUCCCAUCUCUGUGUUCUUGUCCAUGACAGACUUUUAUAGGGUAGAUAUUGAGGUUUGGAGGUCAGAAGGAAAGGUAUCCUUCAACUUUAACCCCCUUCCACGUUGAUCAUCUUGGCGCACAACUCGAGUGUCAAGCCCAAUAUUUGGCUCAUGGUAAACGCUUCAGGACAGGAGCGUGGACGUGCUGAUCCCCACUAAACCCCUCCUAGGCUGGAGAGGUGUCUGGUUGCCUGAACUCAAGGGCCUGACGGAGGGGUUAUUUAAAUAGGUGGUGACGGGGCUGAUUUAUAUCUGAUUGCUGGUACUACAGAGAAGCAGAUGCCUUUUGGCCAAAUAUGCUGUAAUAUAGGAUGCUUGCUUCAGUCGCAUAAAAGCAUGCAUUGACCCCGAGACACACUCCCUUUCCCAUUCCUCAUCGUUGUGUGUCUUUAACACAAUCUCUGGUAUGAGAUUUCAGCUGGUGUGUAGGUGGUUUCCAGCCUGAUGACAGUUGGUGAUGCCCCACCACCAGAGAUGGUGGAACAUGAGUAGUGUUGGACCGAGGUGGAGGCCCAGCUUCAGUAAACACCUAUCAGGUAAUCCAGAGGAGGGAGUCAUACUGAGGCUGAGAGUUGGGCUGAUGGUAGCUGGACAGGGCUCAGCCCCCGUGGGCAUGAUGAGGCGUGGGACCAGCCUGCAGAGUCGGCGGAGUAAGGGGUCCGGGACAGGGUCGGGGUCCGGGAGCGGAGACCGCGAUCCUCUCCUGCGAGGCAGCCCCCAGGCUACCCACCGCCGCAACACCCACGAUCCUCAGCAGCAUGUCAGCCGCCCACGCUCCUCCUCCACCACUGACACAACACCCAGCAGCCCCGCCCCCGGGUACGCUCUUGGGGACGUGGUACUGUCAUCGGGAUACCAGUCAACCGAGGAAACAGACAGGAUCGAUCGGCUGGAGGUGAGUGGGCUGGGCCAGACCCCCCUGGCUGUGUCGUGUGGGGCAGACGGUUCAUUCCCGGGAGGUGAGGAUGGCGCCCCAGACCCCCAGCGCACCAAGCAGGCCAUCGCCCAGCUGCAGCAGAAAAUCCUCAAACUCACAGAGCAGAUCAAGAUCGAGCAGACAGCCCGGGAUGACAACGUCGCUGAAUACCUCAAACUGGCCAACAAUGCUGACAAGCAGCAAAGCACACGCAUCAAGCAGGUUUUUGAGAAGAAGAACCAGAAAUCAGCCCAGACCAUCCAGCAGCUACAGAGGAAGCUGGAACACUACCACCGUAAGCUGCGGGAGGUGGAGCACAAUGGCAUCCCACGCCAGCCGAAGGACGUUCUGCGGGACAUGCAGCAAGGCCUGAAAGAUGUCGGGGCCAAAGUCACAGGCUUCAGUGAGGGCGUGGUGGACAGCGUCAAGGGCGGCUUCUCCAGCUUCUCCCAGGCCACUCACUCCGCUGCUGGGGCCGUCGUUUCAAAACCCCGGGAAAUUGCUUCGCUGAUCCGCAACAAAUUUGGCAGUGCUGACAACAUCCCCUCAUUGAAAGACUCUCUGGAUGACCCCUCAGUGGAAGAAGCAGUGACAGGGGCUGGUGGGCGCUCACUGGGCAGUGCGGGGCAUCACCUCCAGUCCAGUCCCAAGUAUGGGAGUGAGGAUGACUGCUCUAGUGCUACAUCAGGCUCAGCAGGGGCCAACAGCACCACAGGGGCCCCGGGAGGUCCCCCCAGCUCCAAGGGCAAUACCCUGGAAAGGAGCCAGAGCUCCAGCUUGGACAUGCUGCUGCAGGAAGUGCACGAGCUGAGGGAGGGCCAGGCACGGCUGGAGGAAAGCCUGGAGGGCUUGAAGAGUCACUAUCAGAGAGACUACACUGUUAUUAUGCAAGCCCUGCAGGAGGAACGCUUCAGGUGUGAGCGCCUGGAGGAGCAGCUAAAUGACCUGACUGAGCUUCACCAGAAUGAGAUCCUGAACUUGAAACAGGAGCUGGCUAGCAUGGAGGAGAAGAUCGCCUACCAGUCCUAUGAAAGAGCCAGGGACAUCCAGGAGGCUUUGGAGGCAUGUCAGACCCGGAUCUCCAAGAUGGAACUGCAGCAGCAGCAACAGCAGGUCGUCCAGUUGGAGGGGCUGGAAAAUGCUACGGCCAGGACCCUCCUGGGGAAACUCAUCAAUGUGCUGCUGGCCCUAAUGGCUGUUCUACUGGUCUUUGUCUCUACCGUGGCAAAUUGUGUGGUCCCCCUGAUGAAGACCCGCUCACGUUCCCUCUCCACCCUCCUUCUGAUCCUCCUCCUAGCCUUUCUCUGGAGGAACUGGGAUGCACUCUCGGGGUAUACGCACCGAGCACUGCAGCCCCCCAGAUGACCAGCCUGAAGUGGACACGUGUUGCACUGGUGACACCAGAUGGUGUACCUGUAGUUCCAGUCGUGUGCAGGAAGCCUGAAGAACGUAACCGCCAACAGGCAGGCUGUGUGGCCGGGCGAUGAAAAAUUCAUCCAAUUGGCCAAGCACAUUUGGACAGGAUUUGGACUCGAGACAGAGAUGAAGGAAGAGAUAGAGCAAAGUUCAGAAUUCUCAUGACUUUCAUUUAGAAAAAAAAGAGACUGUGUUUACAUUUUGGAAAUGAACUAUGGUGUUGUUAUCCCUCACAGAAUGCAGCGUCAUACUGUUUUAUCUUUAGAGUUUAAUCCAGUAUGUUAUUAUUUCUAAUAUUAUUUUAUUUUCUGCAUUAUUUUAUUCAGUACCAUGUAGCAUUAUGCUCCUCUCACUCUGCACGGAGAGGAGUUUAGUCAGGAAACUGGUUUGCUGAUUGACCUCAAAGGCCCAGUCUAUUUGUAGAGACAUGCAAAUAAUGUGAUUGAUUGCCUUUAGGAAGAUAACUAUUACUUAGCCUAGAUUUGAAACAUGGCUGAAAACUUUCCUGGGACUUGCUCCUCUCCUGCUGUGAUGAAAUUUGAUCAGACAGAACUUUUUCCGCUCUGCAUUUCCUCAGAAACAAAGGACUGACCAUGACUUUGAGCGUCAUGAUGACUAGAGACUUCUUGUGCUUCCUUACUGUUUCUACUAGCAAAAAUAAUGUCCUUCUUCUUAUGUUCUUUUUUAAGUAAAAGAAGAGAAUGAACUGUUAAGUAGGGGAGUAAAUUGUGAAGGAUUGAAGGCGAACAGGGCCAGCUUUGAAGGAAAUGCUGUGAUGGACCACUGACUGUAGGACCGUCACACACCAAGAACCUCUUACCAUCUUCAAAUAUGGAAUCUGCCAUAUUGCAACAUGCAAACAACCCUGCAUGUUUUCAUUAAGAAUAGUUAAAUAGACAGAAACUGAAGUUGCUUCUAAAAACAUCUACAAAGGCCAUUGUACAGGUAAAAUCAAGUUGCCAGGUUAACUGCUUUGACCCCGCCAUAUUCAAUCCGAUCAGGUUUGGAAAGAGAGACCACUGGUGCUUAUCCAGCUCAAUUGCAGUUGGAACAGGAAUGCUCCUGCCUCAUAUCUACAGUGCAAGUCGUCUCCACUGCCAUGCCAGUCAAAUGCACACUGCCUGUAUGUGAUGUUGUACUAUUCAUCAGACACUCUCCCUGCGUAUUCAGUAUCUCUGUGGGCGUCCUUCUUUUUCUGCAAGUACACUACUCUGUGGUGUAAUCACCCAGUGCCAAACCUUAGUCUACCCAAGGGAUGCCCGAGCACCCAGAGGGUCCAAGCUGAGAGGGGAGAACAGGGAGGUGGCUCAGGUAGUCUCACUUCUUUUGAGAGAUGUCAUGAAUGUGUCUACCUGGAUGUCAAGGACUUUAUCUUUUCAGGAGACAAAACUUGUGAAGGGAAAACUCUGCCAGAGAAUUCACAAUCUGAAAACAAACUUGACUCAGAAUCUUCAGAAGUGUGUUUCUCAACCUUGCUUCCUCAAGUACAGUUCUUGGCUUAGCGUCCAGUCCGUCUUAUCCUCCCUCUCAUCUAGUCAAGGACACAAGAUGACCUAGAACAUGAGUCGUCCACCCUGCAUUUCAUGCCGAGGAGCUGAUUCCAAGAUAACAGAUAGUGAGAUCAUUUGAACCGAACUAUACAGCUGCACUUUAGCACACUGCUAGAUAAUAUAUCGUAGGUCUGGACGAGGCUUGAGAAACCUUUGAUAAAGACUUCAGAGGUUGUCACUCUUACAACAGCAGCCCUCUGAAAGAUGAGGGGUUGGCUCAGGUCAGGAUCAUUGUCAUCUCUGCCUAAGUGAUUGGCAGUAAAAUCCACACUGAUGAAAUGAGUUCAGUGAAACUCAGAAGGUGGAUAAAAGUGAUUCACUUAAGCUCACACAUGUAAUUAAAAUGGCAGGAGAGCGAUUGAGUCUUUUCAGUUUUGCCAUCAAAAGUGCAGCAGACAAGAUGACACUGAGCUGACCUGUAACCCUAAUUUGGUGUUGCAGUGACUUCUGUGAUGUAGGUUUGUGUGCUAAACCACUCCAGUGCCUUCUGAUGUCCUUUUCUAAGUGUGGGAUAAAUAAAGUGCAUUCCUGACUAA